CUUUUUCAACAUUUUUCAUUUAAAAUAUCGAGAAAAUUCAUAAUUUUUUUUUCAUUCAUCUCCAAAGUAGGUCAUCGUCUCUUUCAACGUGGAUCGCAUCGCAUAGAACAAAGUGACAGGUAUCGAUAUGUUUACAUUCAGAUAACUCUGUGGACGUUUCAUUUCACAAGACAUGAAUCAUCUUCGUUACCCGAAAUAAUUAGCACAAGUUAACCAUAAAUCGCUCAAAAAAUUACUAAAAUUACCUCUGAAACAACGAGAUCUCACCGUAAAAAAUGUCAAAAGGGGGCGAAAUUUACCCGCAACUGCCACAAGACAUCGAACGCCAGGCUGGAGGCGAAGAAAUUCCGCUUCAAACGAUAAAUGGCACACACCCGAGCAGCGGAAAUUCGGCAGAACAAGAGCGUCGUGCCCGAUUUCUGCGAAUUUUCCAGCAAUACGACCGAAAUAACGACGGGACGUUGAGUGUUCGUGAAAUGAAGCGGCUCAUCAAGGACCACGCCUGUCAAAAUCUCCCCUCGAACGCGGCACGGAAGAUUAUGAAGGUCAACGACACGGAUCACGAUGGUCGCUUGAGUUUCGAGGAAUUCUACAAGAUGUGCACGGAACGCGAUUGGCUCAUGAAGGACAUGGCAGUGAAAUAUUGCAAGUUGGUUGUCCCGCGUCGCGAUCAUCGCACAACCGGGCAAGAUAUGACGGAUGGCGCUUACGAAAGUAGCAUGACUUUUUGCCCGCCGCCCUUGACGAUGGUCAUUUUUUCGAUAAUCGAGAUAAUUUUCUUCCUGGUCGACAUCAUUUCGCUGGAGGAACAUCAAAAUGGCUUGGAUCCGAAGCAUUAUGGCAAGACGACAGACGGGCCUGCAGCAACUUUGUUCAUCUACAACCCUUAUAAGCGAUACGAGGCAUGGCGAUUUGUCACUUAUAUGUUCGUUCAUAUCGGAAUUAUGCAUUUAAUGAUGAAUCUGAUCGUUCAGUUGUUGCUGGGUGUGGCUUUGGAACUCGUGCAUCAUUGGUGGCGUGUCGCUUUGGUCUAUUUGGCGGGAGUUGCAGCAGGAUCUAUGGGGACAUCUAUUCACGAUCCGAGAAUUUUCCUUGCUGGAGCCUCGGGAGGGGUUUAUGCCUUGAUAACAGCUCAUAUCGCAACCAUCAUCAUGAAUUGGAAAGAGAUGGAAUACGCAAUCAUCCAGCUGUUUGUUUUUGUCGUUUUUUGCGCCACAGACAUCGGAGUCUCAACUUACCGACAUUUGACAGCAGAAAAUGAUAAAAUUGGGUACAUGGCUCAUCUUUGCGGAGGCAUCGCUGGGCUUCUUGUCGGUAUCGGGGUCUUGCGAAACCUCGAAGAACGUCGAUGGGAGCGGAAACUUUGGUGGUGUGCGAUGACUUUGUACUUUGCACUCAUGUUAAGUGGCGUCGCCGUUCACAUUUUCUACCCAGAAAUGUUCAAACCAUCGAGAUACUGAGUGAAAUCGAACAAAAAAAAUAUUCGAUGCCUGCAUUUAAUGUGGCCUUGCUCGCUUUUGAGUGUUUUUUACUUAACAUUACAACGCUAUUUUAGUAUUUUUUAUUAGAUUUUAAGACAAAUGACAAUCUACUUUUAUCCUCUUAUUUCCUUGUGAUUCCCAACUUUAGCCAUCCUAUGUAUGUACGUAUUUUAUUGAAAAAAUAAAGACUU
This is a messenger RNA of Culicoides brevitarsis, 1672 nucleotides long. RefSeq names its product rhomboid-related protein 2 (gene rho-4). Gene Ontology annotation, molecular function: calcium ion binding; serine-type endopeptidase activity. The record is from RefSeq and is a predicted model, not a curated record. The coding region runs from base 276 to 1460 and encodes 394 amino acids. NCBI's taxonomy places the organism in Eukaryota, Metazoa, Arthropoda, Insecta, Diptera, Ceratopogonidae. Gene Ontology annotation, cellular component: membrane. The transcript has 2 exons.